Molecule: messenger RNA, 681 nt
Organism: Fusarium odoratissimum NRRL 54006
Lineage: Eukaryota; Fungi; Ascomycota; Sordariomycetes; Hypocreales; Nectriaceae
Exons: 1
Coding region: 1-681 (226 amino acids)
Source: RefSeq, a predicted model, not a curated record
AUGUUCAUCAAUGCUCCUCGCCGAACCGCAGCCUACGACGUCCCCAGAGCUUGGAAAACAUUGAUCGAGGCCUCAUCACCCAGAGACCUUGUCAAGAAUAGGUUUUUAAAGGAAGCAAGGGCUCAAGUGAUAUUUGAAAUGAAGAGGGCCGGUCGCGUGGUGCCCAAGUUUUCUGCAGAUAAAAAAAUCGCAGUAAUCCGCAUCAACUCGAAAGCACAGAUUCAUGCUGUCAUUGCAACACGUCAAGCUCGUGAAUUGUUUUCAAGAGAACUCCAGGUUGUGAUGGUAGCGAAUGAAGGUUACGCGCGAGGCGUUGUCAAUUAUUCGUGUCGCGUUCCAACGUGUGCCAGGGGCAGAGAUCCUCCCGUCAACAUCCCAGAAAUUCUUGUUCAAGCAGCAGAUCGAGCAGACGACAAAACGCUGAGAGAGCGAUUGGGACCUAGGUUCGCUGUUGGUCACAAGAACGCAAGCGGCGGAAUGAUUCCCCAAGCCGAAUUCGAGGAAUUCUUGGAGGUCAUCGGAGUCGAAUCAGUCAAUAAAAAGCCAUCGCCAUCGCCUUCGCCGAAGAAAUCACCAAAGGGUUCUGCAAAUCAGGGUCAAUUCAACAAAAUGGAGAAAUACAGUACAGACGCAGCUAGGAACCCUUGUACCCAAUCAUUGGCGCCCCGUCCUGCCAAUUGA